AGGGGCUCACAGCCCCCCCCCAGAUCUCCUCAUUACACAAUCGCAGCUCUGCCAAGCUGCUCCAUAGAAUCCCUGCACCAUUCAAUAUCCCGAAUGCAGUGGGGCGCAUGCAGAUAAUCCCCGGAGGCCCUUGACAGCUCCAGAGGGGCAGAGUUCAGGCUUGGCUUCCAAGUGCAUCCCACGGUUGGAGGAGCCGGCGCUGGAACCGCUGCCAGUCGCCAUGGACCCCUACAUGCAGCCGGCAGGGAUUCUACAGCCCCAGGUCCGCCCGCAGGGGCAGGGGAUUGGUAAUGAGCCUGGAGCAUACGGAGGAACGGAUUCUGGAGCAUAUGGAGGACCUGGGCCCGGAUCAUAUGGGAUAGAUGGGCCCGGGGCCUACGGAGGAACCAAUUCUGGAUCGUAUGGAGGACCUGGGCCUGGAUCAUACGGGAUAGAUGGGCCCGGGGCCGAUGCAGGAACUGGGGCCGGAUCCUACGGAGGAACUGGAUGUGCAUCAUACGAAGCAGCCGGAACUGGGUCAUAUGAACAACCUGGGCCCGGAUCGUAUGGAAUAAAUGGCCCCGGAGCCUAUGAAGGAGCCAGGCCGGCUAUCUCAGUGGGGGGUUCCCCACCACAGUAUGGGAUGCUGGGUGCUGGCUAUGGGGUUGGCCCUGUCAGUCCGUCCGGGCACGUGCGGCCAAUCUAUAAGAACCCCAGCAUCCCCUUCGUGCCAGGUGUCCACGAUGAGGUCAGAACCGCAGGGCACAUACGGGUCCCUUAUAGGGACCCAGUGAGCUAUGCUGGGAAUGCCCGGCUGGGGCAGGGGGCAGGUGGGUUCCCGCGCCCAAAGUACAAGGAACCCAGCAUCCCCUAUGUACCGAGCCUCUCGGAGCUGCCCAACCAUGCCGGAGAGGGGGUGUCGUCCAUGCCCGGGGUCUCCAUUGACAAUGCUGUUGGAGGGGGAGCUGGAACAGGAGAUGUGUCCAUGCCAGGCUCUUCCAGUCCCACGCUGCCUGAUGGCCCUUAGUCCACAGGGCGUGAGGAGCGAGCUGGUGAGGGUUAGCAGCUAAGGCAGGAGGAGGGCAGAAAGCCUAGGUUCUGUCCCCAGCUCUGGGGGGGUAUGGUUUAGGUGUGAGAGCAAGGGAACGGGACUCAGGACUCCCGGGUUCUGUCCCCAGCUGCAGGAAAACAGUGGGGUCUAGUGGUUAGAGUGGGAGGCGGGUCAGGACCCCUGGGUUCUAUCCCCAGCUCUUGACAGGGAGUGGGGGUCUAGUCAUUGGAGCAAGAGAAUGGGGGCUUCUAUCCCAGAUCUGGGGGGAAUGGUGUCUAGUGGUUAGAGCAGGGUGGAACUGGGGAUCAGGACUCCUGGUUCUGUCCUGGUUCUAUGAGUAGGGUUGAGUGGUUAGAGUGGGAGGAGGAAUGGAGGCCAGGACUGCUAGGUUCAAUCCCAGGUCUGUGAGGGGAGUGGUGUCUAGUGGUUAGAGCAGGGUAAGAGUGGUGCUAGGAGUCUGUACUCAUGGGUUCUAUCCCCUGCUCUCCUGUCAUCUUACCACAUGCUCCUGACUGGGCCACUCCAUCGCUUUGUGCCUCAGUUUCCCUGUGUUCCAAAACCUUUUGCUCAGCGCUUAGCUGUGGAUGAGGGUAAGUGCUUAUAGUCCUCCCUGUGUAAAUUCCCCACUCCCAUAUCUCCCCCCACCCAGCCUGGAUCACUUCACCCCUCCCCGCAACCACGUCUCCUUCCCAUAUGGUCUGUGAUCUCAGGGCCUCUGUAUUGCUGGGGUGCCUAGAUAGGGGUGGGGAGGAUGGCUGUGUCUCUCUCUGCUCCUCACUUCUGGUGCUGUAAAUGAUUCCAAUAAAACCCUUGCUCUGU
Molecule: messenger RNA, 1849 nt
Organism: Gopherus evgoodei (Goodes thornscrub tortoise)
Lineage: Eukaryota; Metazoa; Chordata; Testudines; Testudinidae
Product: spidroin-2-like
Exons: 2
Coding region: 221-1006 (261 amino acids)
Source: RefSeq, a predicted model, not a curated record